GAGAUGAAGCUUCAUUCAGCUAAAUCCAAUGGAAUUGAAUGGCAAGUAAUAUUUGCUUUCUUAUUUUCCUGGUUGUGUUAUUUAGUCUCUGGUCAGAUUCAUUAUUCCAUUGUAGAAGAAAUGAGAAAAGACUCUGUUAUAGCAAAUAUUGCUGAUGAUCUAAGAUUAAAAAUCAAACAACUGUCAUCUAGAAAACUAAAAAUUGUAUCUCAUGCUUCAGAGAAAUAUUUUUAUGUGAAUCUGGAUAAUGGAAAUCUCUAUGUAAAGGAUAGGAUAGACAGAGAGACAUUGUGUGGCUCUGCAGCUACCUGCUUCCUAAACUUUGAUGCUGUGAUUGAAAACCCCAUUAAUGUGUUCAGUGUUAACAUAAACAUCCAGGAUAUUAAUGACAAUGCUCCAUCAUUUUACCAUGAUGUUUUUACAGUUGAAAUAAUGGAAUCAACAGCAACUGGAUCAAAGUUUGUUUUACAAAAUGCAGAAGACCCAGACAUUGGUAUUAAUUCAGUACAGACAUACAAGCUCAGUGACAAUAAACACUUCACACUCAGUGAAAAUCUGAGAACAGAUGGAAUUUUAUUUCUAGAACUUGUCUUACAGGAACCCUUAGAUCGUGAAACAGAAAGUAUUCAGAAUUUAAUAUUAACAGCAGUAGAUGGUGGAAACCCUGUCAGAUCUGGAACUGUAUUGAUUAGGAUCAAUGUUACAGAUACCAAUGACAACUUUCCAGUAUUUACACAAGAAGUAUACAAAAUCACUGUAAAUGAAAAUACUCACAUAGACUCUACAAUAAUUACAGUAAACGCUACUGAUAAAGAUGGAGGUAUAAAUGGACAGACCACAUACACUUUUAGCAAAACCUCUGGAAAUAUCCAUCAUACAGGACGUUUUAGUAUCCAUCCAACAAAGGGGGAAAUUAAACUAAAGAAAAAAAUGGAUUAUGAAGAUGUGAAGAGUUUUGAACUGUCUAUCCAGGCAAAGGAUGGAGGUGGACUAACCUCUUAUUGCAAAGUGUUGGUAGACAUUAUAGAUGAAAAUGACAAUGCUCCUGUUAUAUCCAUCACAUCAUUAUCUCCUGCUGUUCCUGAAGAUUCUGAACCUGGAACAGUGAUAGCGCUAAUAAAAAUUUAUGAUCAAGAUUCAGAAGAAAAUGGAGAAGCUGACUGUCAAAUUAUUGAAAAAGUUCCUUUCAGCUUAUUAAAAUCAUCUGACAAUUACUACAGACUUGUCACAACUGACCCUAUAGAUAGGGAAUAUCAAUUCUCUUAUAAUAUAACAGUUGUAGCAACAGAUAGAGGAUCACCUCCACUUUCCAGUAGAAGAGUUAUCACAUUGGAAGUAACAGAUGUAAAUGAUAAUGCACCAACAUUUAUAAAGUCUUCUUAUGUUGCUUAUGUGCCAGAGAACAAUUUACCAGGAUCCUCAAUUUAUAGUAUACAUGCAUUAGAUAUUGAUGCUGGAGAUAAUGCUAAAAUCACUUACUCAAUUUUUUCCACAAACACAGAUACUUCCACCUUCUCUUACUUAUCCAUUAACAGAGAGACUGGGGUCAUCUAUGCUCAGAAAUCAUUUGAUUAUGAACUGAACACCAAAUUUAUAAUAUUAGUUAAUGCUAAAGACAAUGGAUCCCCUUUCCUGGAAAGCAAUGCAACGCUGAUCAUCUGUAUAGUGGAUCAGAAUGAUAAUGCACCUAAAAUUGUACACCCAUUUAUAGAAACCAGUGGGCAUCCUGGUUUAGAGAUUGUUCCCUUUACCUCUGAAAAAGGCUCUUUAAUAACAAAAGUGAUAGCAGUGGAUGCAGAUUCUGGACACAAUGCUUGGCUUUCAUAUUACUUCAUUCAGUCAUCUGAACCCUCCCACUUUAUCAUUAGUGAGCACACAGGGGAAAUCAGGACUGUACAUGUUUUUCAAGAGAAUGAUAUACUGAAUUACAAAAUUGUGGUGAUGGUAAAGGACAAUGGAAACCCCUUUCUUUCAGCCACAGUCACUUUGAGUCUUGUCGUUGCAGAUAAUUUCCAACAGGUGGUUCCUAAACGGAGUAACCAACUGACUGAUGAAGAUUCACAAUCUAAUUUACAACUAUACUUAGUCACCGCCUUAGCACUCAUUUCCUUGUUAUUUAUAGUGACUGUAAUACUGGUCAUUAUAUCAAAAUGCAAAGAGUCAAAACAACUUCCAGUUUUUGAUCCAAUUCAUUCAGGUUUAUAUUCUCAUGUUGACCCAAGGAUGCUCUCUCAGUAUUCAAAUCAAACAUUGGCACUUCCCUACUCAUACAAUGUAUGUGUGGCUCUUGACUCUAGUGAGGGAGAGUUUACAUAUGUUCCACCAAAUCAAAAUGUUUCUGUUGAUAAUCUUAUUGACGCUGAUGACUCAGGACUUCGAAAAUACAGUUUUAAAGAAUCUUCACCAACCAGCAAUGAAUUGUUGGUAAGUACUCUGUGCUUUACACUAUUAUUUGGAGCCUGUAUUUAA
Nanorana parkeri is the source of this 2469-nucleotide messenger RNA. RefSeq names its product protocadherin gamma-B2-like. Gene Ontology annotation, molecular function: calcium ion binding. Gene Ontology annotation, biological process: homophilic cell-cell adhesion. The record is from RefSeq and is a predicted model, not a curated record. NCBI's taxonomy places the organism in Eukaryota, Metazoa, Chordata, Amphibia, Anura, Dicroglossidae. Gene Ontology annotation, cellular component: plasma membrane. Bases 4 to 2469 code for a protein of 821 amino acids. The transcript has a single exon.